UAACGGCCAUUUCCCAGAGGAUGAAGAAGAAGAAGAGGAAUGGUCCCCUUUGUAGCUAAUGGCCAUUCUCCGUGGGUCGAAGAAGAAGAAGAAGAAGAAUGGUGACGAAGCAAAUUCUCCUGCAGCGUCCCGACUGACAACGAACUAUCUCUAUGAUGACAAAGGCUGAUGGCCAAGGCAUCGUCGACCUGAAGGCUCUGAGCAACCUUCUGGGAUGGCUAUGCGUCCCUGCACGGGGAUUCUCUCGUCAGUUCUUGAUCACCCUGUGUGUUGGAAUGACCUUCGGCUUCGGCUUUGCCUGUCUUCGGUGGAGAGCCCUGGACGAGCCCCGCUUCUGGAUGAGAAACACUUUGGCGUGGAUGUCGGGACCCCCGAGGCUGCGGCAGCUCUUCCAUGGCGCGGGACCUGGCGUGGACAGCGACAACGAGAGUGGCCCGGAUAAACCGUUGGCGUUAUACGGGACGGACGAGAAGUUCCACCAUGAAGACGACGACCGCGUGGCACAGAUACUUAAGAAACGAGUGCGUCUCCUGUGUUGGGUGAUGACCACCCCAGCUAACCACGCCACGAGGGCAAAACACGUGAAAGCCACGUGGGGUCGCCGCUGCAACGUGCUCCUUUUCAUGAGUUCCCAGUGGGAUCCCGGGCUACCGGCGAUCGCCUUGCCCGUCAACGAAUCUCGAUCUUAUCUCUGGGGGAAGACCAAGGCCGCUUUCACGGAGGUGUACAACAACUAUCUGAACGAAUCAGACUGGUUCCUCAAAGCUGACGACGACACCUACGUCAUAGUCGAAAAUCUCAGGUACUUCCUCCUGGACAAGAACUCCUCUGAACCCAUCUACUACGGCUGCCGUUUCAAGCCGUACGUGAAGCAGGGCUACAUGAGCGGAGGGGCAGGCUAUGUCCUCAGCCGAGAAGCAGUCAAGCGAUUUGUAGAGCAGGCCCUUCAAGAUCCUUCCAAGUGCCGCCAAGAACAGGACAGCGCAGAGGAUGUGGAGAUGGGGCAAUGCCUGGAAGAAGUGGGUGUCCAGGCUGGGGACUCCCGGGACAUUCUAGGGAAAGGAAGGUUCUUUCCACUGAUGCCAGAGUGUCAUCUUAUCCCUGGUGAACUGGACAGAGAUUCCUGGCUGUGGAGGUGGGUCUACUACCCCAUUGAAGAGGGAAUGAACUGCUGCAGUGAUACAACAAUUUCAUUCCACUACAUCGGCCCAGAUCUGAUGUAUGUCAUGGAAUACCUCAUCUACCACCUUAGGUCAUAUGGAAUAUUCUCCAAGGUGCAUUGCAGAGAAGACAAUAGUGCAUCGAACAACACUACCUUCGCUGCUGUGUAAUUGUGUGCCGCGUCAACGGUGACGCCUUUGCAUACAGGUCACUCAAUAAGCCACUCGUGACUUGAGGCAUCCCCUGUCAAAAUAGUCAAAUAAAGUACCAGAAAAGUGAUGAACACUGAGAAGCACUGAAGUUAAGCUCGCCUGUGUAUUUGGUGCAAGUGGAAGGGGUGCAGCAUCACAUAGUGUGGCCAUUCUUGUGCACCCCCCCCCCCCCGUCGAUCAGAGCGAACAUUGUUACGUUUGUUAUGUUUAAUUU
This is a messenger RNA of Ornithodoros turicata, 1587 nucleotides long. Its product is annotated as glycoprotein-N-acetylgalactosamine 3-beta-galactosyltransferase 1-like. Gene Ontology annotation, molecular function: N-acetylgalactosaminide beta-1,3-galactosyltransferase activity. Gene Ontology annotation, cellular component: membrane. The transcript has 5 exons. The record is from RefSeq and is a predicted model, not a curated record. NCBI's taxonomy places the organism in Eukaryota, Metazoa, Arthropoda, Arachnida, Ixodida, Argasidae. Bases 153 to 1331 code for a protein of 392 amino acids.